AUGUAUAGCUUUACGAAUUUCAUUUUAAUACUAUACGUUAUUGGAGUUUUGGAAACAACGUUAAUAAAAGCUUGUACAAUGCAGCCUGUAAGAAAACUACGAGAUCACCAUGAGCCAUAUGAACCUGAAGAAAAAAUUACGUCACUAGAAAAUGGCGCACUAAGCACAUCACACGAAAAUUCUAUAAAAGACUGUAUUGGAGGAAUAACAUUCAUACGGAUAUUAAAGAAAAUGACAAAUAUAAUACCAGUGCCACGACGAAGUUCAGCAAUGUCAUCCAUUCUAAACAUAUUGCAGUUGGUAAUGGGCUUUUUGACGUUUAUUCUGGACAAUUAUACUCCCUACUUAGUACCAGCUUUAUGGAAUAUAAUAACUGGUUUGUUCAGGUAA
Parnassius apollo (apollo) is the source of this 390-nucleotide messenger RNA. The record is from the annotation of a GenBank genome assembly. Lineage: Eukaryota; Metazoa; Arthropoda; Insecta; Lepidoptera; Papilionidae.